GAAGAAACGUUUCAUUGGCAUCAGAAUGCUGACAAUAACACCUGCCUUGGUGGAAGAACUGAAACACAAUAAUGCUGAUUUUCCUGACGUCAGAAGUGGAAUUUAUGUACACGAAGUUGUUCCAAACUCACCUUCUCAUAGAGGAGGGAUCCAAGAUGGAGAUAUCAUUGUUAAAGUCAAUGGGCGUCCUUUGUUGACUUCCAGUGACCUGCAAGAGGCUGUGAUGAAUGAAUCACCUCUACUACUUGAAGUUCGAAGAGGAAAUGAUGACUUGCUAUUUAACAUUGAGCCUGAAGUUGUCAUGUAAAUAGAAUUGAAGAAGCUCUCACCAUAAUUAAACUCACUUAUUCUGGAACACUAGAUACCUCCUUUACAGCUACAGUAAUUAUACUUCCUAUUGACUAAUGACAAGGUGGACUAACUUAAUUGCCUGAGCCAUUUCUGUACAUAGUAGCUAGAAUGAAUUCAAUUAUGCUGUUUAUAGAAGAUAUAACUUUAAAAAGAAAUUUAAGAACUGUGUUCUGGGGAGAGGGAGGAGGAAAACAAAUUUUGGGUGGCUGUUAAAAAUGGGGUCCACUUCCAGUUCCUGCAGGUUCAGAGCAGAUUCAGUUCUUCAUUUUGAAAGACCAAAAUACUACUGGAAGUGAGGAAGCAUGCUGAAAGAGGAAAUUAUUCUUAAAAUACAGUCAUGGCUGCAGCAGAACCAAGCUGUUGCAAUGCACAAUUGAGCUUUUUUUAAUGUAACUUUUUCAAUGUGAAACUAGUAUUGGCAAAGCUUGUAUUUGUUCUUAGUGCUUCUAUGCUACAUGUCAAUGCAGGUAGAUUAAAUCUGUAAAUAUUGAAAGGAACAAAAAUGGUGUCAGGCUAUAGAGUGUUACACCUAGGUCAUGCGAUUUUGGAAUAUAGUAAAUGAUUCUUAUAGAAUUAAUGCCUUAUAUAUAAAUCAAAACGAUGUGCUGAACAAAGUUAAGUUUGAGAAAGUGCACAGUUUUUAAAGAUUUUGAUACAAAUUAGUUUUGCAUUUUACUGUUAAGCUUUGCUGUAAAAUUGUUAUACUACUUUUGACUUGUACUGUGUAUGUUUCUACUGUAAGGAUUAAAAGUUUACACAAAUAAUGUGUUGGUG
Molecule: messenger RNA, 1125 nt
Organism: Antrostomus carolinensis (chuck-will's-widow)
Lineage: Eukaryota; Metazoa; Chordata; Aves; Caprimulgiformes; Caprimulgidae
Product: serine protease HTRA3-like
Exons: 3
Coding region: 26-307 (93 amino acids)
Biological process (GO): proteolysis
Molecular function (GO): protein binding; serine-type endopeptidase activity
Source: RefSeq, a predicted model, not a curated record